Messenger RNA from Sabethes cyaneus, 852 nucleotides. Its product is annotated as glandular kallikrein, prostatic-like. The transcript has 3 exons. Gene Ontology annotation, biological process: proteolysis. NCBI's taxonomy places the organism in Eukaryota, Metazoa, Arthropoda, Insecta, Diptera, Culicidae. The record is from RefSeq and is a predicted model, not a curated record. Bases 1 to 852 code for a protein of 283 amino acids. Gene Ontology annotation, molecular function: serine-type endopeptidase activity.
AUGUGGUUCCUCCUAUUUGCGUUUACCGCUUUGGUGCCAUUCAUUGCAGCGGCGCCAACAAACGACGGACAACGUAUCAUCAACGGAACAGAAACCACUAUUGAAGAGUAUCCGUUUAUGACUUCCGUUCGGACUUCGGAUGGCUCUCAUUAUUGUGGAGGAACCAUUUUAAGCCGUAAUUGGGUCAUGACCGCCGCCACUUGUGUAGCCGUCAACACUUUACAAACGGUACAAGUUGGUCGAACAAAUAUUAGUGAAGAAUUUGAUGUGUCGGUGUUCCAAGUAGAGCGAUAUAUUCGGCAUCCGGAGCAUCGUGGCGAUCCAACGUCUAGCUAUAUUCACGACAUCGCCCUAUUGAAGUUGGUAAAUCCACUGGCAUUCAGUGAAACGAUUCAACCGGUGAAGCUUCCUAAGCCGUUCUUCGAGGUGGAUGAAGCGGAUCCUGGGGUUACUCUUGUUGGGUGGGGUAAAAUCGAAGAUGGAACUUAUCAGGAUACCCUACGAAAGGUUGAUUAUUACGUAGUUCCAAAUGAAGUGUGCGACGAAAUCCACAGUUACAACGUCUAUCCGACUCAAAUUUGCGCAGCGUAUCCUGGUGGCGGGAAAGGACAGUGCAAUGGUGAUGGUGGUGGUCCAUUGUUACACCAUGGUAUUCAGGUUGGAAUCGUCUCUUGGAGCGUUAAACCUUGCGGAAUUGCACCAUACCCAGGAGUCAUGACUAAAGUGUCACACUAUAUCGAUUUUAUUUAUGAGCACACUGAUGUAGAACCGCCGACAGAUCCCCCAAAAGAAGAGUGUAACAAGGUUACAAUUUUUAAGUGCAUUAAUUGUACAAAUAUAUUUCACUUGUGA